Molecule: messenger RNA, 2093 nt
Organism: Phacochoerus africanus (Common warthog)
Lineage: Eukaryota; Metazoa; Chordata; Mammalia; Artiodactyla; Suidae
Gene: WDR45
Product: WD repeat domain 45
Exons: 8
Coding region: 804-1739 (311 amino acids)
Biological process (GO): protein localization to phagophore assembly site; nucleophagy; autophagy of mitochondrion
Cellular component (GO): cytosol; phagophore assembly site membrane; extrinsic component of membrane
Molecular function (GO): phosphatidylinositol-3,5-bisphosphate binding; phosphatidylinositol-3-phosphate binding; protein binding
Source: RefSeq, a predicted model, not a curated record
UGGAGACAGGUGUGCGCAUCUACAACGUGGAGCCAUUGAUGGAGAAGGGGCAUCUGGAUUCCUCGGAAUCCUGGCCUCCCGGAGGCACUGGCAGAUGAAGAUGUCAGAGUAACUCAGAGUCACACAGUGAGGCCUCCGGCUUACAAGUCCUGAAUCUUAUUGUCUGAGAAGCUUGGUGUUUUGUCUUCAUGUAACAAACACUUGUCGAAUGCCGUAUGCCAUGUCCUUACCUAUGGAGCGCUUGCUGUGAGCCCGGUGCUGUUCUAACCACUGUGCUUGCAUUAACUCAUUUAAUCCUCACAAUAACUCUGUGUGGUAGGACGUAUCAUCAUCCCCAUUUUUACAGAUGAAGAAACUGAGGCCCAGAGAGGUCAAGUGACUUAUCCAAGGUCACACAACCAAUAGGCUUUAAAAUCUUGGCGCCAUCUUCCCAAUGCCCUCUGGCUUUGAGUCUCAAGCAUCAUCUUAUUUUAAGGGUUUUUGUUGAUCCCACUGGGAUGUGGCCAGAGAUGCCUUAGGAUUCUUCACAGAAACCCCCCAGGGGUAUGGACUGGGACCCCGGAGGCAGGAGUAUUACUGAUGGGAUGUGACAGGCCGGGGUGUGAGUCCCUGCUUGGUCGCUGAUGGGCUCUGAGGUCCUUGGCCAGAUAGCCAACCCCUUGGAGCCUCAGCUUCCUCAUCUGUAAAUGAGUGUGACGGUUCCAGAACCUGUCCUCUCAGGAGUCACAUCUCCAAGUGCUCCGGCUGCAUCAGGUCACACUGGGUGUCAGCAAAAGGUUAAUAAACACGUGGGUUGAAGUCCCAUGGGGGACCAGGGGGUAGGUCUUGUGUCACCAGGGCUGCCCCUCACCCCAAACCUUGGCCCCGACAACACACCCACCUGCCCAGCAGUGCUGAUCUGGGACGAUGCCCGGGAGGGCAAGGACUCCAAGGACAAGCUGGUGCUGGAGUUCACCUUCACCAAGCCAGUGCUGGCUGUGCGCAUGCGCCAUGACAAAAUCGUGAUCGUGCUGAAGAACCGCAUCUAUGUGUACUCCUUCCCCGACAAUCCCCGAAAGCUGUUUGAGUUUGACACCCGGGACAACCCCAAGGGGCUCUGUGACCUCUGCCCCAGCCUGGAGAAACAACUGCUAGUGUUCCCAGGACACAAGUGUGGGAGUCUGCAACUUGUGGACCUGGCGAGCACAAAGCCUGGCACUUCAUCUGCUCCGUUUACCAUCAAUGCACAUCAGAGUGACGUGGCCUGUGUGUCCCUGAACCAGCCAGGCACGGUAGUGGCCUCAGCCUCUCAGAAGGGCACCCUUAUUCGCCUUUUUGACACGCAGUCCAAGGAGAAACUGGUGGAGCUGCGCCGAGGCACUGACCCGGCCACCCUCUACUGCAUCAACUUUAGCCAUGAUUCCUCCUUCCUGUGCGCGUCCAGCGAUAAGGGCACAGUCCAUAUCUUUGCUCUCAAGGAUACGCGCCUCAACCGCCGCUCCGCGCUGGCUCGCGUGGGCAAAGUGGGGCCUAUGAUUGGGCAGUACGUGGAUUCUCAGUGGAGCCUGGCGAGCUUCACCGUGCCUGCUGAGUCAGCCUGCAUCUGUGCUUUCGGUCGCAAUACUUCCAAGAACGUCAACUCUGUCAUUGCCAUCUGUGUAGAUGGGACCUUCCACAAAUAUGUCUUCACUCCUGAUGGAAACUGCAACAGAGAGGCUUUCGAUGUAUACCUUGACAUCUGUGAUGAUGAUGACUUUUAAGGACCCUGUGGGUUGUGCUAGGGACUGUGGUGACAGAUUGCAAAGCCUUUGUGGGGGUGGGAGUGCUGUGGAAGCCGCCAGCCAUCAAGCAUUAAUGGAGCAGGUGCCCACUUUCCACUCUUGAGAGCAAUGCCUAAACAGCUCAGGUCCCUCAAGCACUUCCCGAUGACUGUGUGCCUGCAGAGGCAGGCCAGGGACUCAGGGAGGCAGCGGACCCCCUGGGGCUCCCAGCCUGGAGAAGACUGCUAGGGACCCAGAGCGGGUGCCCUAAUCCAACCUGUGGGGAUUUUUAAAAACUUGCCAGAAAGAGACAUCUCUGAUGUGAUGAAAAUGAAUAAAAGACCCUUAACAGUA